Prinia subflava (tawny-flanked prinia) is the source of this 5617-nucleotide messenger RNA. RefSeq names its product interleukin 2 receptor subunit beta (gene IL2RB). Gene Ontology annotation, cellular component: membrane; external side of plasma membrane. Bases 215 to 1987 code for a protein of 590 amino acids. Lineage: Eukaryota; Metazoa; Chordata; Aves; Passeriformes; Cisticolidae. Gene Ontology annotation, biological process: cytokine-mediated signaling pathway. The transcript has 10 exons. Gene Ontology annotation, molecular function: cytokine receptor activity; interleukin-2 binding. The record is from RefSeq and is a predicted model, not a curated record.
AGCUUUGGAGCAGAACUGCUGGGCUGUAGGCACCUCUUCUCUUGUGGAAAUGCACUGAGCUGUGAUAUCUGCCUUCAUCACUCUCCCUGUUUCCCUCAUCUUUCCCCUCACUGUUUGACAUUCAGCACCUGCUGCCAUCCAAAGUCACAGCCCCAGCGACUCCCUUCAUCUGGACCACUCGGUGCCUGGAACUGGAAGUGUGUUGCCAGUACUGAUGAAGCCCUCACUGCUGCUUCUGUCUCACCUCUGCCUGUUCAGCCUCAUGCUUCCCUCAUGGGCAUCAGACUCAGCACAAGGUACCUCCAGCCUCACUUGUUGGUAUGACUCACGGGUGGCUCUCUUCUGCGACUGGGACCCUGAGAGGGAGCUGGCUGAAGCACCUUGCCAGCUGGAGAUUUUGUCAGAGAAAGGCUUUUAUCACAGAUCACCGAAAACAUAUCCCCCACCUGAAAAACCAAAGAAGCACUGCGAAUUACCCAAGGCUGAGCCUAUGACAGGACUGAGGAGAUGUAUCAAAAUCUUCAACCAAAAUGUUAAUACUCAGUACUUCACAAUUGCAGACCGUCUUAACUUGUCUGUCUGUUGCCACACUGGAGAGAAUAAAACCAGAAUACCUGCACAAAUAGAAGAUUUCGAUCCAUUUGCAAAUAUAAAGCUGAGGCCUCCAGGAAACCUUCAGCUGGUUAACAUAACCAAAAACAUCUUCAAGCUAACAUGGAGCCUGAAUAUUUCCUCUCACUAUUUGGACGGGAUCCGUGAGUACCAAGUGCGGUACCGACAUGUGAAUCAGUCCUGGGAGGAGGCUGUGAACUUGCCCAUUGAACAGGAUCAGAUGUGGGUGAAUUUUGAGCGACUCUCACCCAACUCCAAAUAUGAGGCAGCUGUCCGUGCAAGGCCAAGUGCCAGAAGCACCUUCAAAGGCGUGUGGAGUGACUGGAGUGAGCCGAUCCUGUGGAGGACAUAUGCUGACCAUAAGGGAACAUUCCAGCCAGUCCUGCCAGUUCUGAUCGGGAGCACUUUUGUCUUCGUGAUCAUUGGGACUGUUGUCCUCAUGAAGUUAUGGACCCUGGAAUGGUUUAAGAAGGUACUGAAGAUUCACAUUCCAGACCCUGAGGAGUUUUUUCCCCCGCUUGUUUCGGUUCACGGAGGUGACAUUCAGAAAUGGCUCUCCUCCCCAUUCUCCACAUCUUCCCACUGCGUGAACACCACAAUCCCAGAGAUCUCCAUGCUCGAGGUGAUGCAGAAGAAUGACCAGGAAUCUUGGUUUCUGCUUUCCAAGGGAACCCUGACUCCUGAUCCUCCCAUAGAAACCAGUGUGCACUCUGGAUCCAGCUGCUUCACCAACCAAGGCUACUUCUUCUUCCACCUUUCCAACUCCUUUGAGAUCGAGCCCUGCCAGGUCUACUUUACCUACGAGCCUUUCACCCAGGAGGGCAGUGGCAGCAAGGAUGGCGAGUGUUACCAGGCUCUCCCCUCCCCCGACAGCUGCACGCUGGCAGAGGACAUGAAUGUGCUGCCCAGCAACUUCUUUCACUGUAUCGAGGCAACCCAGGGCUUCCAAAAGAGCUCCUUCAUGGAAGAGGCAGCAGGUGAAGCCCAGCAGGCCAUGGCUGUUCCUGGGUCUAUCCAGUCGAGUGAAGGCAGCUCACCAACACCACUUCUGGAGCAGGAUGAGGAGGUGAUGGACAAAGAAGUUUCACAACCUGCUGAGGCCGUGUGCCUGCUGGACACUGACUUUUCUGACCCACUGGACCUGCAGGACAGCGAUACUGUCAGCGUAACAGAGGGGAGUGGGAAGGGGGGCGCUCCAACUGACCCCUGCACACCAGCACCAAAUGCUACCUCUUCCUUCUCCCAGCCUCCAGCUCUAAGGCAAAGACAGGAUGAGGAUCCAUGCAAAACAGCCUUCUUCAGCCAGGUCUCAAACACUAGUGCCUACCUUUCUCUGAGGGACCUUGAAAGCCAAUACAGCCAUUGCUCUAUCUAGGAUCUGCCUGGAGGAGACCCACAGGUGGGAAAGACCACCUCCCCAGGGAAGACUAGAUGGACAGUUUUGCCCCUCAGGACAUGAAUGUAACUUCAGCAUCAAUCCCAUCAGGACUGCUGGCAAAAGAGGCUGGAGAACACAGACCAGCAAGGACUUACCUUCAUAACCAAAUCUGUUUUUCUGCUAAUACUGGCUCUGAUGGCAUAGAAAUUCCUCACACUUCUCAAAUGACAUUCCAAACGUCACCAACUUGUUUUCCCCUUCCCAGCUCCCAGUAGGAGACUGUGCCAGCACUUCCAUGCUCUGCAUUUUGCUGUAAAAUAGCACUCAGUCUCGAGGCUGAGCAGGCAUAUGAUCCAUUUGCCUCACAGAGGCCUAAAAACCUCUAAUAUGAUGGAGAAAUGCCUGAAGAUGUGGAUGUGAGAUUUUGUACUGGGGACAAUAGCACUGCCAGUCAGUGCUGGGGUUGAUAAUGAAAUGGAUGAAGACAUCUCCUCCUGGUUGACCAAGGGUGUGAUUUUUUUUCUAUGACGUCUCCACUUUAGGUUUUAAUCAGAGACUACAUUCUAAGCUACUCACUCCAGCUUUAGACUUUAGAGCCUAGACCUUACAGUCUCUAAGGUUGGCUCAGAGCCACAACUGCAUCAGUUGUCUAAGCAGUGCAAUGUAAAAAAGAAAUCCCCAUUAUUGGGUUAAAAAUACUGGGGAAAUCCCCUCCCUCUCUUUCUUUCCUCCAGCUCUCAUGGUGGCAGUAAAAAGAACUCACUCAGUUUCCCAUCCUUGCUACAAUAUUUUUCAUGAAAUCGAAAGCCAUUCUGCCUUGCUGGCAAACUACUGUUAUUUGACUGUGAUAAGCUGAUUGCAGAAUAGUUCAUCCCACAUCCUGUAUAAGGGGAAAACAUCACAGCAGUGCUGCCUAUUCCUUCCACUGCACAAGGGAAACCAUUGCCUAAUUAGCAGUAAUGAUGUGGUGAAUGAGCCCAGAAAACUAACCCACGAAUCAACACCUUUACUGAAAAGAAAACCUCAAUCCACUUGCAAAGAAUGAGGAUAGCACAGACUUUUUCUUCUUCCUCUACAUGCCCUGAUCUGGGUUAAGAAAAAGCCACAGAAGUGGUAAGGCGAAGGAGGAUCCCUGCUUUCACCAUUUGUACCAUCUGUCCAUUUUCUUGCUGUAUUUCUGGACUUUUCAGCAGUGGGAAAAUACCAGCCAUGUGCUAAGAGUUCUUCUUAUCUCUUAAAAACUCUUCUAAGAAAAUGUAUACCAAAAAAGCUCAAGGAUGAUGAACUUGCUAGUGCUUCUGUCACAGCUGUGAGUGUCAGCUAGAACAAAUUCUUUCCUAUCUCUGUCCAAGCAUUGUGAUUCCUAUACUCUUAGCUGGCCUUGCAAUAUGUAUCCUGAGUGUCAUUAUGAGGGCCGGCUGCAGGAUAACCCACUGGCUUGGUUUUCACCUCAAAAGAGCUGCUCAGGGGAGUUAAGCCUACUUGUAGUUGGGAGGUCUUUGGGAAAAAUUCCUCUCCUCUCAUCAGUUCCUUCACCAUCUAUCUCAAGACACAGACUGCUCCAUUGUGUCUGGGAGAACACAGGAGAAGAACCCACAGCUUCCCAGAUAAGGAAGCACAAGGCUUUCCCAGCUGUUUCCUGUACUUCAAAGAUCUUCCGAAAUGGACUUUGAAAAAAGGCACUGACUCCCUUGCCUCUGAUGGGCAGUUUACUAUCUUACAUGGGCCAAGGAUCCAAGCUGCACUGUCCCCAUGUAGACUUUCUUAAGCUUUUCUAUUUUCCUUCAUAGAAUCAAUAAGGUUGCAAAAGACCUUCAAGAUUAUCUAGUCCACAGUUUGACUGAAUACUACCAUGGCCACUAAGCUAUAUUGGAAAGUGUCACAUCUACUUGUUUUCUGAACACUUCCAAAGAUGGUGACUCCACCACUUCCCUAGGGAGCCUAUUCCAAUGUUUAACCAAUCUUUUGUGAAGAAAUUUUUCCUGAAUCCAGCUUGAACUUUCCCUGAUGCAAUUUGAAGUAAUUUCCUCUGGAUCUAUCACUUGUUAUCUGGAAGAAGAGACUGACCUCCACCUUGCUACAACUUCCUCUCAGAAAGUUGUAGAAAACAAUAAGGUUACCCUUGAGCCUUUUCUCCAGGCUAAACGACCUCAGCUGCCUCAGCUGCUCCUCCAAGGACUUGUGCUCCAGACCCUUCACCAUCUCUUUUGCCCUUCUCUGGACUCACUUCAGCACCUCAGUGUCCUUCUUGUAUUGAGCAUCCCAAAACUGAAUAUAGGAUUUGAGGUGUGGCCUCACCAGUGCUGAGUACAGGGGGAUGAUCGCUUUCUUGGCCCUACUGGAUGCACCAUUGCUGAUCCAGGCCAGGAUGUCAUUGGCCUUCUUGGCCACCUGGGCACACCUGGCUCAUGUUUAGCCACUGCCACAGCACCCCCAGGUCCUUUCCCACUGGGCAGCUUUUCAGCCACUCUCUCCCCAGUCUGCAGCACUGCAUGGUGCUCUUGCAACCCUGUUGCCAGCAGGACCUGGCACUUUGUUGAACCUCAUACCAUUGACCUUGGCUCAUCAAUCCAACCUGUCCAGACCCCUCAGCAGAGCCUUCCCACCCUGCAGCAGAUCAACACUUCUGCCCAGCUUGGUGUCAUCUGCAAAUUGACUAAAGGGGAGCCCUUGAUCCCCUAAUCUAGAUUAUCAACACAUAUUCAACAGAUCAGGCCCCUGUACUGAGCCUUGUGGAACACCACUGGUGACUGGCAGCCAGCUGGAUUUAACUCCAAUCACCACAACUCCUUGGGCUUGGCGAUCCAGCUAGUGUUUUACCCAGCAAAGAGUACACACAUCCAUACCAUUGGCUGCCAGUUUCUCUAGGACAAUGCUGUGGUAGAUAGUGUAAAUGGUUUUACUAAAGGUUUUACUAAAGAUAGACAGCAUCCACAGCCAUUCCCUCAUCCAUUAAGUGGUCACCUUGUCAUAGAAGGAGAUCAGGCUGCUCAAGCAGGACCAGCUUUUCCUAAACCCAUGCUGGCUGGGCCUGAUUCCUUUCUUGUUCUGCACCUGCCAUGUUCUGGCACUCAAGGUUACCUGUGCCAUGACCGUCUGUGGCACUGAGGUCAGGCUGACAGGGCUGUAGUUCCACAGAUCCUCCUUCCAGCCCCCUUUGUAGAUAGGUGUCACACUGGCUAACUUCCAAUCACCUGGGACCUCUCUGGCUAGCCAGGACUGCUGAAACAUGAUGGAAAGCAGCUUGGUGAGCUCUUCUGCCAGAUUUCUCAGUGCCCUUGGGUGGAUCACAUUCAGCCUCACAGACUUGGGAGUGUCAAAGUGGCACAGCUGGUCAUUAACUACUUCCUCCUGGAUUAUAGGGGGUUUAUUCUGCUUCCUAUCUUUGUCUUCUAGCUGAGGGGGGUGGGUACCAUGGGGACAUCUGGUCUUUCUGUUAGAGACUGAAGAACAGAAGGCAUUAAGUAGCUCAGCCUCAUCCUUGAUGUCACUAUUCCCCUACCAAGUCAAAUAAAGAACGGAGCUUCUCCUUGACCCUCUUUUUGUUAUUAAUGUAUUUGUUAUUUUGAUGACAAUAGCUAGAUUGAGUUCUAGCUGGACUUUCUUCUUUCUAAUUUUCUGUCUGCA